AAGGGGGGCAGUACUUGUGUCUCCCGUGGUUCUCUGCCAUGUGAACUGCGAUAAAUUGACAAGCCCCCCUGGAAUGAAGGUGGCUGCGCGCGACCCGACGACGGGCGCCAUGUUCAUGGGUGCAACAGUCAGAAGAAGUACGUACUACGGGCACCAAGGACACAGGGCCGUGGCAUGCUUGACGCAGUAGGCCAUGUUUGAUGACAUCGAACGCUAGGCAGCGUAGCCUUGAAGAGAUUGCCGGAUGUACUCUUGUUCAGACAUCCGAUACAUGACACCCCGCUGCAGUGCACUAUUAGCACUGUGGUGCCCUCGCGGAUCCGAUCGCGGGAGGACCACUGUGGAACGACCCAUACGCAGGGCAUCUGGUUGACACUUCUUCGAUCAUCAAUGUCGUUCUGCUCGCUACACACCGUGCCGCGUUAUUGAAACUCGUUAUGGCGACUCAACAAUACGGACGAAUCCUCUUAAUGGCUAGCAUCCGGUGAGGCUGCCUGGACGGAACUUCUUUCGGGGUCCGAUCAUUUCGCUGUGUUUCUCCACCACCUCUUCGUGCCGCGCAUGUGCCGUUGCCGUGCCCUGAAUUUACUCGAACCAGGUUCAUUCAACGCGGUUUGAAAUGCUGUUGCAUGAGCAUGGAUCUUGUGAGGAGUAGAGUUACGCCAUGAGUCCGACAGGUGGCGAUACAGUUGAACGAAAUAAAACCAAGCGGCGGGACGUCGCGUUUCCUCGUUUUGCACAUCCAUAGCAGUCGGUCGGAGAGUUGACGUAGUCCAGAUCUUAACAGAUCUCUAUAUAAGCAAAGACCGGGAGGACCGAGAUCGUCGUGCAUGAACCACCUCGCUCUGUCUGCGGAACUUGUCGACUUCAGCGCGCGCAACAGCAUGCUACUUUGCUUCUUUUUGCUGCUUAGUGUCUUGAGUGUCGAGGCCACCAGCAAUGCGAGACCAUUGACACGAUCACUUCCACUCUCAUCCGGAACUUGUGUCGACAUCGCAAGGGCCAUUUCGUCUGCUUCUGCGGUCUUCUAUCCAGGAUCGCUCAAAUAUGCAAGCGACAUAUCACACUCGAUCGGGUCCAGCUCCCAAAACUCCGCAUGCUCUGUUGAGCCUGGGACGGCCGAAGAUGUCGGAGUGAUCCUCCGUCUGCUGGGUAACAGCAGGACGCCGUUCGCCGUGAAAGGAGGAGGUCAUGCUUACAAUGUGAACUUCUCUUCGACCACCGGCAUCCAAAUCUCGAUGACCCGGUUCAACCAAGUUGUGUACGAUGCUUCCACGUCGUCGGCCUCUGUUGGGAGUGGUAUGGUCUGGGACGAUGUAUAUUCCGCGCUCGUUCCUCUGGGUGUCAACGUUGUGGGAGGAAGGCUCUCAGGCGUGGGUGUUGCUGGACUGACUCUGGGAGGCGGGUACUCCUUCCUGUCAAACCAGCACGGUCUCGCUCUUGACAAUGUCCUGGGAUUUGAACUCGUGCUUCCAUCGGGGACUGUCCUGAACGUCACUGAAAGCUCUCAUCCAGACCUGUUCUUCGGACUCCGAGGCGGCCACAACAACUUCGGUAUCGUCACCAGGUUCACACUUAAAACAUAUCCUCAAGGAAUGGUGUGGGGGGGAGUAGCGGUAUAUGCCGCGACGUCCGUGAACCAGCUUAUUGAAGCAGCCGCGAACUUCUCGUCCGUAACCGACCCCAAGGCAGAACUUCUGUUUUCGUUUUCGUGGGCCACCGGACUCCUCACCGUGGUAGUAGAGGCGUUCUAUAACGCCCCGACCCCACCAGCUGGAAUAUUUGAUCACUUUCUCGCCAUCCCUGCGUUGAUAUCAGAGAUCUCGACCAGGGACUACACGUCCAUGGUCACGGUUAUACCAAGCACACCGACAGCGAGAGGUGGAGGUGGGACGCUUCCCAACACGAAAUACUCAAAGGAAUUCCUCCAGGCUAUGCUCAACGAAACGACCUUCUGGGGUCCACAGGUGACUCUGGCAGAUCCCACCGCGCAGCUGACUUGGGCUAUCGAGCCCUUUCAUCCCUCCGUUCUUUCUCAUGGGUCGGCGUCGGCGUACCCCGCCACGCGGAAGUUCCCCCUCUUCCCAACGGCGUUAACUUUCUCCUACGUAAAUCCUCUCGCGAACGGGAUUUUCCAGACCGUCACGCAAGUGUCGCCCGCGUACCUGCAUGAAGUGGCCAUUCGCCUUGGCGACGCUUUGCCGUUCGAUGGGGAAGACAUCGUCGUCUACGGCAAUUAUGCAUAUGCGGACACUCCCAUCGACGAGAUCUAUGGAGGAAACCUGGCCAGGCUUAGGACGAUCAAGCGGCAGUGGGACCCGCAGAAUGUGAUGGGCUUGACUGGCGGUUGGAAGAUACCGCUCUGAUAUUCGAAUGAUAGUACCAUGUGUUGUAUUCCC
Molecule: messenger RNA, 2399 nt
Organism: Punctularia strigosozonata HHB-11173 SS5
Lineage: Eukaryota; Fungi; Basidiomycota; Agaricomycetes; Corticiales; Punctulariaceae
Product: FAD-binding domain-containing protein
Exons: 13
Coding region: 831-2366 (511 amino acids)
Molecular function (GO): FAD binding; oxidoreductase activity
Source: RefSeq, a predicted model, not a curated record